Dermacentor andersoni is the source of this 10868-nucleotide messenger RNA. RefSeq lists its product as uncharacterized. The record is from RefSeq and is a predicted model, not a curated record. NCBI's taxonomy places the organism in Eukaryota, Metazoa, Arthropoda, Arachnida, Ixodida, Ixodidae.
UUGUAGUAGGCCACUUUUCUUUCUGUUCUUUCUGUAAAAGUGCUGCGGUCUUCUGAGUUUGUCUAAAGACAGUUGUCAUAUAAAUGCCUCUUUGUAGCUCACUGCCAGUGGUUGCACUUAUUCUGCAGCCGCUGUACAAGCGUUGCAAAAGCCGCAGCUUUGAUGUGCUCUGCUAAAAGUUUGCAUCGAUAGUAUGCGGCGGAGAUGUGGGGGUGCCGGCAUGUCAAGUUUGGCGGGCAAUGGGAAAGGUAGCAUUUAUAUAACUGAAACAUCGCCGGUAGACUGCCGUCGCUGCCGCUUUCGCCUGGCAACGAAUUGAUUUUCCCAUUUUCAAAUUUAGAGCCAUCGAACCACCCUGUUGCUGUUGAUGAUAUUGGUGCAUCUGUGCUUGUAUGGCACUAGUUCUCAUAUCGAUCUCUAAUCGCCUUGUUUGCUCACGCUCGAUCCGGUGCCGUGUUUUCAUUGAAGCCUCCGGCUUCCGCAUUGAUCGCAGCAUGACAUGUGCUUCAUUUUCCCACGCUACUUUCCUUUCAGGCGCUUUUUGCGUGUCCUGUAUGGCGGAAAAAAUGGAGCUUAGGAAGAGCUUGAGAAGGAAGUUCUCAGGGAACAUACGUUCUCCUGUUGUAAGAAGAGACAGCCAGGCUGAAGUAGUACUCAAAGGUUGGCUUUAUAAACUUGAGGGAGCGACAAUAAAACAGUGGAAGAAACGCUGGUGCAUCCUUUCAGAGUACUGCUUGUUCUAUUAUAAAGGUCCUGAUGAAGAGAAGUGUUUAGGCUCCAUUUUACUCCCAAGCUACAAAAUCAGGCCAUGCACAGCUGAUGACAAGGUGUCCCUGAAGCAUUCGUUUGUGGCUGAGCACCAGAACACAAAGACAUACUAUUUUGCUGCGGAGAACAAUGCCAGUAUGUGUCAGUGGAUGAAUUCCAUGUCCCUUGCUUCUCUUAUGCAAAAGGACACUGACCGCAGCCGUCAAGCACUGCCGUUGCACGGGAUGCAAGCUGCUGUGAAUGCCUCCCAAGGCAUUCCACCAGACUACCACUUCUCACCACAUGUAGCACCCCAGAGGCCUGGCAUGCAACAACCUCAGCGUCCCUCUGAUGAAUCCUUCGAGGUUGAGGCAUACUCUGCGGGGGCAACCACAGAAGGCCAUUAUUUGGGCAGCGGGGAUCAAUACCCAUGCUCUUACACUCGUAGCCCCAUUUAUGACCAACGGCCUCCACCUGCUGCCCCUCGACAGCGCCCAUGCUAUCCAGUGUAUGCCAAUGCACCUCCCAAGCCUCUCCGACAUGGUGCAACAUCUCCAAAUGUUGCCGAGGGUGGUGGCUACGAUGCCUGCAACAGCUAUGAGGGCUACGAUUUUUAUGGGACACAGGAGCCCUUGCCCGCAUAUGCCGGCCGACCCGUUUCAGCACACUACGGAGAGAAUGUGCCAAACUCUACACUGACAUCAACUCAGCUGAUGAGGCCACGCUCAGCUGACUUCUUGGAGCGUGAUGACGAUGGCGAAGAGCCAUACUUCAGCAAGAAGAGUGCACCAGCUGUUGCAGCUAAGCCUCGCCCAAAGUCCAGCAUGGCUCAUUACGAUUGGGAAGAUGAGGACGAGGCUCACGACUGGCGGGGGCAGCAGCAGCCGCAGCAGCAGUGGAGGUCUCGCACCAUGGAGACAGUGCCACAGGCAGGUGUGUUUCACGAUGAGUCACAACUGGGAAGAAUGCCAUCAGCCAAGGCAGUGAGUGCAAGUGGAAAUUCAGCACAAAGCAAAAAGGCAGCUCAUAAGGAACAGUCAAUGAAGCGACUGCUGGAAUGGAAGCAGCGCAUGCUGCAGUCUCCCCUGUGCAAGAAGCCAGGCCAGCAGCAACCGCAGCAACAGCUGCAGCACCACCAUCAGCAGCACGUUGUGCCUUCUCCUCAAGAACUCCAGUCGGCAGUGCUCCGCAAAACACCGGCGCCCGAGUCCUCACAGCCCCCCGAGCGGCCCCCGUUACCUGAAGAGUACAGAAGACGGGCUUCUGAAGGUUCUAGGCCAAUGGAUGGCAUGCCAGGAGGUCGCUUCUUCAGUGCGGAGCCAAGAGGAGAACCUGUGGGCCGGGCCCAAGAGUCAUCAGCACCACCAGGACCAGAUCUCAUUCAGCAUGCAAAGAUGUCACCUUCAAGGUACAGCGACAGCCCGGAUUAUGUUAACUUGCGGAACCUUCGUUGUGAUCCCGAAUUUUACCACAAGAAACAGUCCCAAAGUUACACGGCCCCCAAUUUGCAAAGCCAGAAGCCCCUGCGUUCCUGCCUGAGCCAGUCAAGUGGUGACCGGAGACCAUUGCCUGCACAGCAUGAACAAGCAGGCACCGAUUGGAGCCAGCCAUCGCCGAGAGUAGAUCAAGGCUCUACUGGUUUGCGGGGUGAAACUUCUCCGUUCAGUCACCGUCAUGAUUCUCAUAGCACAAUUCAGUCGCGUGCUUUUAGUCCCUUUGAGAAAGCUUACUCCAAUGCAGUACACAGCAGGUCUUACACUGAAGCACAUGACAAGCCUUGCGCUGAAGACAACCAUUCUAGCUUCUACGACACUGCUUAUGUGCAUUCUGACAGGCAGCUGAGCCCAACUAACAUUCUUGUGCAACGAGGCAACCAAAGUGCGACUGCCAGUAGUCACAUAAACAGGGAAAAAAAGGCUCAGCUACUGCACGAGCAGUUCCCUGAAGCCAGGCAGACAAGUCACUCUUCGCCAGGUUCUUCUUUGCCAAGGCACCAGCAUGAUGAAUCAACAUUACUUGAGGAAAAGAGUUUGCUGCAAGCUAGGCAGUUCACGUCCCCUCACGGCAGCGCUGUUAGAGACUCGAAGAUUGUUCUCAGGCAUCACAACACCCAGCUGUUAUCUGAUCACCGUGCCACCGAUCGGGACAGCAGUCUGUCAAGGUCAGACCAAGGUUUGGGCAGUCCACGACCUGACGUGCCCCAAGAAAGGCUCUAUGGCAAUGCUGACAUGUGGCUUCACAAGAAUAGCUCUGGCUCUUCAUGCAUGUCACAGUGUGCUAAAACCACCACACAGGAUGAGGAGGUGUUCUUAAUCAAGAAAGAAGACUAUUACAAAGCCUCACAAAUGUUCUAUCCCAAGCAGCCUGCUUCGAAGACCCUUCUAGGUUCUAUUUCUGACCUAGAAAGCAGUGGCAGCGGUGCUGCUGAAAUGGAGACCUUUGACAGCCGUUACCGUCGCAGCUCAGCCACACCGAAAAGUCCGCAGUGGGAAAUUGACAAGGAUGUGGGACUUCCAGUCCCUGACAACUUGGACGUUUCCUUCCAGUCAACUAGCAAUAAUUCUGUCUUUGAAGCAUCGUGCGAGUGCCAAACACCAGGGGAUCAGAGCCCGGAGCUGUUCCAGGGCACUCUGCGCCCCAAUCGAACAUACGUAAGGGAUCGGCAACCCUCCAAGAGUCCCAUUCAUCUGUCAAAAGACCUUGGCAACGACACCGAAGCAACCGAAGUGAAGACUCCUGUGGGCAACUCAAGCUUUGAAGAAAUGAGAGCUGCAUACCAGAAAAAGAAGGAAGCACCGCCUGUGAACAUAGUACAGGACAGAAUUAAGUGCUUUGAGCCGAAAGACGAGAAGAGUCCAAGCCACGGGGAAAGUGUUCGAGAAAGCUGGGAAGCUGCAGAGCAAAAGCAAAUUGGGGAGAGAAAUGCAUCAUCAGUGUGCAAUAAUGAAAGUCCACAGGAUGUUGAGUUCAGGGCCAGUGCUUCCGACGCGGAGAAGAUUGACUCCCUAGCAAAGUAUGGCAGCACGUCCAUCCUUGCUAGUCUACAUAGAAGUGCAGAGUUGAACCGAGAGGGCGCACAGCAUACGCAAAACGAUAAGCUCCGACAAGAACAGGUGCAAAAGCCAGACACAGUGCUGUUUCUCAGGCACUGUCCGCAAGAACCACCCCCUUGCUCAUUGCAGUCUAAACCACCUGAGGCGCACUACCUUCCCAUGGGCUGGCUGACAAGUGAGGCAGAUUACGUUUCCAUGAAUGUUGAUCUUAGUCCUGGUUGUUCACUUGAAGAGCCAGUUUACAAUGAGCCCAUGUUGCCAGUCUCUAGCUACGCUCAUGAGUCUUACGGAAAUUCUUCAUUGGCUUGUCAAAUCCUUAAAUCUGAAAGUUCAGGAUCGAGCAGCAACGGUUCAGCUGAAAACAUUUACGAGCAAGUCCAACAGACCUCAGAAGACUUGCAUGCCAUGCCGUAUCACAGCACAGGGGACAGUGUACAGUCUAAAAGAGAAAGUCCCCCUGUUUAUGAAGAGCCAUACCGACUGGCACCUUCGCAGCCUGAGAGCAAGUCACCUGAGAAGCCAAAGAGUCAUGAGUUGUUUAUGAAAGACGGAUGCAAGCAGCUUGUGAAGAAGGCCAUCCCAGAUUUGUUGCACCAUGAGGAAGUCAAGGACUCUGGAGCCUCAGAUGCGGAUGAUGAGGCUAGCCGGGCCGACUUUGACACUGCCACUUCAUCUCUGCCGAGCUACCAGAAAGAAAUUCUGAAUGAUCAUCUGUCUUCUGUCCCACUUCGCUCACCGGCACAACCCUACUUACCUGUUUACACGUCACACACCACAAAAUACUCAUUCAAAAAGGAAAGAAAGCCUGAGGAUACAUCAGUACAAAGUACUGAUGCUUUUAGAGAACCUGAGAAAUGCAGCCCAAGCCAGCAUUCCAAGUUUGUGUCCUUUGCUGGAACAGCCACAUUGACAAAUUCCAAGAUGAACCCUGAUGCAUUUGUCAAAUUUUCUUCUUACCAGAGUGAGAACAGGCCCACUAGUAUUGGACUGUUAAAGAGCCUUGAUGGUGAGACGAGCUCCAGUGAGGCUGGUUCUAGCUUGACCAGCUCCGUGAUUAAAACAAGCAGUGCAGAUACCUCGCUCCGCUGCUCCUCAACUCAGGGCAACUUUAGCCAGGUUUCGUCGCCCCUUCUGUCUACUGCCCCUGACGUCUUGCCAUCGGAAGUUCGAAGUGUUGUCUCAGAGUGCAACUCCAACAAGGUGCUAAACAGCAGCAACAGCAGCAACAGUGCACCAUACUACUACUCUGACAUCUUUGGCGACAAGCUCGGAUCGGCUUUUGGCAGCUCAGCAGCACGACCUGCUAGUCAGCAGUUGCGCACAACACCCAACAUGCUCAACAAUACUCGUGAUGUGACAUCUAUGUCCCCACAUUCCAAGGAACAUGUUGGUCGUAAGGUCAACAAGAUCUCAACUCCACAAACUGGGCUUGGUGUCAGCCAUACGCGCACGCGCAGCGAGCCGCAGUCAACAGACGACUUGGAGAGCACCCUUCGCGGUCUUCUCCACCCCGCGAACACCCGCAAGUUUUCCGACGCCGAGCGCAACAAGUAUGUUGCCGGUCACACACUUGAAAAGACAUCGCAUAUGUCGCGCUCUGUUCUCUGCCAUAUGCGCAGUAAGCAGACAGCUGAAACAAGCCAGCCAAAGUCAAAGGAAUGCGCUCCCCCUCCACAUGACUCUGGAGAAGGUGCCGAAUGUCGGAGCUCUGGGAGGAUGCUGCCGAGGCGUCUGUCUCGCUCGCUGGAAGACAUCAUCGACAGCUCACCUGCAGAGCAUGUGAGCCGCAGCAAGACACCUGUGAUACCAACGUGCUGUCAAGAUGAGCCCUACUACGAGAACGUUGGGUUUGGGAGUGCACGUGUGCAGGCGUCACCUUCGAAAGCACUCAGUGGGGCUAGCCCUCAGGUGUCGCCAGCAAAGCACAGCAUUUACGACGGUGAGGAUUUGUGCAGGGAGUUUGUGGCUGCCAGUGUGCUGAGUGAUCCCCUUGGGAUUCUGGGGAAAUCUGCUGGACAACUUCCUGCUGAAAAGCAGCAGAAGACAGCGGCUUGCAGCAGCGGCUUCAUGCAGAUGGGUUCCUUGAGCUCCAGUCUGGGAUCGCUCAAGUUGUCUUCGCCUGAGCGUCAGGAGGCUCCUUUAUAUUCCAGCUGUAGCCCUCAGAUUGAAACAGGUAAGCGCUGCUGGUCAAAUGACUUCCCAAAGUCUGCUGUUCAAGGCGAUCUGCACCGGCACAGCAUUGACAGUUUGCACACUCGUGGGAUGGAAGUUCAACCAAGAAAUUCACCUGAAAGGGCCUCUCAGCCGACAUCUCCGUCCAGUCCAAACCUGAGCCAUAGCAUUUCAGCUGGUGAUCUGCUAGGAAAAAGUCAUGAAGAGCUGGUCCUGCUCCUGAUUCAGCUGAGAAGAAGUCAAAGCAACUUGUUAUCGUGCCAACUCCAGUGCAAGGAAGAACUGCAGGAGCUAAAGCAAAAGCUUGUUCAGAGUGACACGCAGAGCAGUGCAGCAGACGUUCAGCGUUUGGUUGGCCUUCAACGGAGCUUGAAUGAGUUGACGAGAAACCUGGACCUAACUCAACCACUGAUCAGCUUGGUCGAGAACAUGGUCAAGCUCGGCAGUCUGUACACUGUUGCCGGCAUCAGCAAGCAGAACAAAAAAAUGGAUGAGGGCGAAGAUUAUCGCUACGAGGACACCUAUGCUGAGACUCUGGAGGCUGAAACUUUAGAGAAACAGCAGCUGCUGAUUGAAAAGGAAAUUCUACACAUUCAGAACAUGCUUGCUGAAAGCACUUCGUGUGGAAGUCCUCUCAAAGAUGACUUGGAGGUUGAGCUCAAGAGGCUUCAAAAGAUAGUGAAUGACCUACUUCAAAAGAAGAGUAAGGCAUCCAUGCCCCCCAAUGCCUACACGGAGAAAGAGUCUCAAGUGAAAGCAAAGCCUCUGGAACCAAAGCAUAGCCCCACUGGGAGCGUUCCAGAGCGAAAGCGCCACCAGAAAACUUACUACGAAACUGACCUUGACUCGUCGGUGACAAGUAACCUCGCUCUGGACAGCCGGCCAACAUCCUUGUGUGAUGUUGUCACUAAUUCCCAGGUUGCAGAACUGGAGUCCCCCAGCUUCUCACCUGAGCCGAGCGAUAUGGCUGAGGACAGGUCAUAUGUGGUGCAAGACAUUAGCAAAGCAGACGAUCGUACUAAAAAGUUCUACGGGCUGCUGCCCCGGGACCGUGCACAAGAAAUCAAGACGGUGCGCAUUGUGAAGCGUGAGUCUGAGCGCAGGAACAAGGGCAAGGAGCGGCGGAAGGGUGGCCUGGAUGACAGCUGCCCUUGGUUGCCCGAAGAGGGGGACACAGUCUUUCAAAACGAGGAGGAGGAAGAAAGUGCAGAAACCAGGACUCCGGACGCCUCUGUUUUAACGUAUGAAUCGUCGUAUGAAACCAAGAAGCCAGUUCAGGACAGCUCAAGCUCUGAAGGCAGAAGCACAAGUUCGUCGUCGUCAGCAGAGAGCACGUCUAGUGGCCAGCGCACGCCAGUGAAGACCGAGUCUCGUCGCAACAAGCGUCGCCACUACACCAUCUCUGGGAGCCAUCCUUUCCUGGAGCAGCAUUCACCGCCUAAAAUGCCUGCUGGCCUGCGGUCACGGGAUGACAUGGACAUGGAGCGAUGCCUGAGGACAGUCAACACGCCAGACAUUGUGCGCUCUACUAUAAAGAAGUCUGAAGUCUUCGACGAACAGACCAUCGACAUGCAGAUUGGCCUGCCUCAGAAGAUUCUCAUUCCCGAGCGGUACAUUGAGGUGGAGUCCGAGAAUGUGUCCGCUGUGGAGCAGCUUCGAAGAAGCCUCAAAGCGGCCAACAUUCGCAAGAUGCUUACGGAAACUGUUGGGUACGAGGACCUUGGUGCCCGGGGCUCUGUGGAAGCACUGCGGUCCAAGGUGGGUGAGGAAAAGAGGCGCCGGGCGCACCUGCUGGCUCUCAGCCACACCAUCGCCAAGGAGGUCAUGGAGCGAAGCAAGAUGGUCGCAGCGCACGUGACCUACCAGGAAAACACAUAGUAAUGUGUUCCUUUGUGACUUCCUUUCCUGUGCCUCCUGCAUAAACACACACACGCACGUGCAGUCUUGGGAGUCGCACCUGAUUUCGGUGCCUUUGCCGUCCACAUGCCCAUCUCUGCAUCUCUCAUCACAUCAGCUUGCACCUAGCAAACGCGAAGCGGGGUUAUUGCUUUCAGUAUUUGUGGGAUACUCUUUUUUUUUUUUCGUCUUGCUUCAGUUUGUAUCUCGAUUUUGUUUUCACAAUGUCAUUUUUGCUUGCCUGUUUGUUGUUCGUGUUGCAUCCUGCGUGCAGCGCAUUCCCACCUCAAGAAUGUAUUAGUGAAGGCAGCAGUUGUCGCAAUAUUACGUUGCUACUACACCACCAUUUUAUUUUGCAUAUCAUCUUCCCAUAAAUGUUCAUUUGCAUUGCAUCCUGCCUGCGACGUUGACCCACCUUGAAAGCAUAUUGUCAGUAGUGCUGUGAUGUUCACCCUUGUUGCUCUCUUGCUGCAUCUAUUCUUUGUUUCUUUUGGCACUCUUUGUACUGGUUCGUUUUGUCCGUUUCUCGUGUCACAUUUCGGCAUUGUGUUGUUGCUUUCGUUGCCCAUUGUGGGGCCUAUGUCGAUGCAUUUAGAGGGUUCGCCUUAUUUGAUGAACGUUUUAAGUUCUUGGAUACACCCCUCUUGCUUCAUUUGGUUCGUUUAAUCACGAACUGGGCUGAUGCAAGUCGUUCAUUAUGGCCUUAUGCAUUUUUCUUUUUUUUUUUUCAUCUUUUCGUGAUAUAUUGAGUUUUGAUUGGGGUUCCUACUCAGCUGUAGGCACACCUACUUGUGUACUAACUUACGUUUUUGCUUUCGAUGUGAGGUGAACUGCAGGUUAGCUUUUACUUUUGUUAAUGCUCAAGAAUUUGAAGGUCAGACCAGACGUGACGAAAUACUACUAAGGUGCUCAUGGCUCAGUGUACUUAACACAUUAAGAUUUCUGCAGUGUUAUGAUAUGUUUCUUUUUUUUGUGUGUCUUUGUGCGUGGUGUUGUAAUAGCAACUUGUCGUCUAUUAUGUUUUCUAUUGUUUUUGUUUUUUUAUAUAAUUUCACUCAGCCAUGCAUUUCAUAUGAAAUCAUAUCUUUUUAUGAUUGGCAGCUGCCUCAGUACUUAACUGCCAUUUCUUUUUUAGCCAUGUACCUUCCAGUACCCUACAACGUUAUAUGGCAUUCUAAACCUAGUGCUUUUAUGUGAAAGCUAAGCUGAAGCCUUAAUUAAUGUAUUCUAAGUGACCAUUGUAUGUGCAAUUGCGGAUUAGGGGGUCGCAAUUUCUUUUUCUUUUUUCCCCUAGUGUAUUGUGGGGCCUGUGCAACGCUGCUAUAAGUACGAAACUGCUGCUCAGACCACUCCAUGGCUUUUUUUAUAUAGAUACAUAUAUCCACGUAUUUCAUGGAAGUUUUACAAACAAGAACGGGUUCAAAUUAGAGCGCGCUACUUAGUAUUUUUUUAUUAUUAUUGCACGUUUACACAUUUAUGUUCUUAAUGUUCUUACUUUUUGUGACAAGAGCAGCUAGACCUCUUGUUUGUUUUUUAUUUUGUUUGGAUCAUUGCCUGUGUUUCUGGAUUUUCACAACAGCAGUUGUCUGUCAACUUAUUCAGUGCAUUCUUAAUAUCUUUGUUCCUACUCAGGCGCACUUCUGUCCUACACUAAUAAUAGUCACCAUCCGACAUGAGCUUCUUUGGUCCACUUUGAGUAGUUGACAUUGUCCUCUUAGCCAAGCUUGCAUUGGCAGUAGCAUGACCUAUGUUCCAUCCCUAUUUAAAAAUGUGUGCCCAAUAAGCGUCACGCCUAAUGCAUAAGGUUUUGCGCUCGAUCAAUCAAGCAAAUUUUAUUUCAAUAUGAAAUGUACACUGUGUUGGAUGGAAACAAAAAGCCAUUCAUCAGGCUUGACAAGGUUUGUGACCCUAUACAUGGCAAGCAGCAAAAUAAACGUGUAAAACUAAUAGUUUAGUAAUUAACAAUUAAAUACACAGAAAUUGGCUAUUGCAAUAAUAGAAAGGCAAGAACCUAAAUUGGAAUAAGUAAAGCAUAUCAAGUUAAAUAACUAAAUCAUAAAACAUAAUAACAUGCCUAAAGUGAUGCCGAAUGUAACUGCUGAAACACUGCUAAAAUAAUUACUAUGUACCGCGUGAACGCAACAAUAAUGUGCAAUACGAAACAAUGCAAAUGCACUGUGAAAAAACAGCUUGAGAGCAAUACGUGCUAUUUCUACCAAGGCAUUCAUUGGUAUGGAAACCCAUAAAAAUUCAUAUGAUUCCAUGUGACAAUAUGGAAUUAUUUGAUUUAACUGGGGUGUCUUUUUUUAUAAGAGGUACACAAAGUAUGCUUUAGGUCAACAUUAAAGAGUACCAAGUACAUGAAAUUAAUCAAAGCGUGCCCCCUACCACUAUGCUACGGUUGCCUCAGCUUGUGAGUGGGUUUGCUGCAUUAAAUCCCAUCAUUUAUAUUCCAUUCUCCUUGUUUAUUCUAUUGUACUUGGUACUGUCCUUUUCUGUAACAUUUGUACAGGCACAACGUUAUUGAGAAAAAAAUCCAAUCCUGCAACGUCCUUGUAUUGUACUUUUGUGUGUGUUGCCCACAGUAGGGAUUAGUAAUGUUUAAAAAGUACACGUUGCAUUAGCAAAUGUUUCCAUGCUGUGUUUCUUCAUGGCAGCACGCUUUGCAUUACCACAGAGCUCUCGAAGUAUGGUGAAGCUUCAGUAAUGACUGCAUAUAUAAAAUUGCUUUCUUCUUCUACACCCCAUAUUCCUUUUUUUUUUUGCCAUAUGCACUUAUGUGCUGUUAAUGGCAGGUCACAGGUGUGGAAAUUAUAAGAAAGCUUAUUCUACAGUGGUGACUAUUAUCAUUGUAGGAAGAAAGUACUUCUCGGAAGGUGCAAGGUGUUUUUUGACAGUAUAUCUGCUUUGUCUUACAAGUGUGGCUGAGAGAGCUGGGGAGUACAGUAGAAUGCCUUUGAUGCACUUUCGAAAAGUAAAUAAAAAGUGAUGAAGAUGUCA